AUGGUUCACUGGACAGCCGAAGAGAAGGCCGCUAUCAACGCCGUAUGGAAGAAAGUUGAUCUUGAGCAUGAUGGUGGAGAUGCCCUAGGAAGGUAAUUCGAACAUUUUAACGUAAAAUGUCUCGUUCACGGUUUAGUCAAUAUGCUAUAAUGUGCUGAUUAAACAAUACAAUUGACUAAUCUCAGCAUUUAAUCGUGAUAUUCUUGUGGACUUAUUUAUAAAAUGUACCUUUAACAUGAUUUCAUUCUCCAGGUUAGCAUUUUACUAUUUGUCUUUUUAAAAAAUUUAAGAUUUAAAGAGGGACCCUCAAUUCCCAGCAAUUUUAAUUAUUCAGGGAAUUUAAAGUGGAUUUAAAGGUGAGAAAAGACAAACUGUAAAUAUUUUCCAACCAGUGCUUCUAGUUUUGUUAUUUUGACCUUAUAAUUGAAAUUCAAUUUUAUUUCUCAUGUUAUCAAAUAACCUUGAUUAUGUCUACUAAUGCCUAUAUUUUACAAUUAUGUAUUUGUGAGGUGUAAAAAUAUAAAAUAGAUAUAGAAAUCUACACCUCUUUAUACUGCAACUGGGUGCCUCCAUCUUAGCUCCUUGUUAGUCAUUUCUAUAAUCUGUGCCUUUGGCACCUGGCAGUGAGCAUAGAAAAAGCAAACAGAAAAUGAAACAAUGUUUCUGUUUUUUCCACUUCAUUUGCAAUGUUUUCCUUGGCUUUCCCUUCCACAAACUAGAUUAUUUCAUUUUAUUUUAUAUUUUUAGCAUAUUUUUUAAAUUGGGUUUCUCACUUAAUAGGCUGCUCCUGGUCUACCCCUGGACCCAGAGGUAUUUCAGUUCUUUCGGAAGCCUGUCCAACGCAGCUGCAAUUGCUGGAAAUGCCAAGGUACAGGCCCACGGCAAGAAGGUCCUGGGAGCUCUGGACAACGCCGCCCACCACUUGGAUACCGUUAAGGCCACUCUCCACGACCUCAGUGACAGCCAUGCCCACCGUCUGCAUGUGGAUCCAGAAAACUUCAGGGUAUGUAUUUAAUAUUAUUAUUAUUAUAUUCUAUAUAACUAUGGUCAUUCUUAAAUAAGACAUAGUUUAGUAGUUAUGAACAGUUAUUCUCUCCCACUGGCCAAAUUAAAGUGGAUAACAUUUAAGAUGAAUAGUGGUGUCCAAUUUACAUUUGAGGAAUUUCUUGUAAAAUUCUAAAACUUCAGCUUCCAUGUUGUCUGGCCAACCUCAACAUCAUGGGGAGUUUUAGUUCAUUAGUGGGUGAGGAGUUGCACUUUCUCAUUUCAUUUAGGCCCCACAAGCUUUGUUAAAAUAUUUUAAAACUAAUUAAGGGAUACACGGUUAGUGUAAUUAAUUAAAAUCCCAUGCAUUUCCUAAUUAAAAUAUUAAAGGACAACUGUCAUCAAAUUUUCACUUUUUUGAAAUGUUUAUUACAUUUAAUGAAACUUUUCAUCAAAUUUUUUUAUAUCUGUGUAUUUUUUAUGUUUUUGAGAAAAUACAUAUAUUUUUUUUUGUCUGGGCGAGCAGCCAGGUGGGAUCAGAUUUUACUGUUAAUUACCUGCUGGUUUGGUUGAGCAGCAGUUGGUCAGAUAACAGUAAGUUUGGUUGAGCAGCAGUUGGUCAGAUAACAGUAGAAUCUGAGCAAACAUUUCUACUCAGCCAGAUAAAAAACUUUAUUUUAAAAAAAUCAAUAUACAUAAAUUUAAAAAAAAAUUAAUGUACUAAAAAGGAACACUUGUAUAACUUUUAAAAGAAGAGAAAAUUUGAUGACAGUUGUCAAAAAAUAUUAACUGAAGAUAGCAUUGUAAGUAGGUCAUAUUUACCCAAAUUAUUUUUAUCACUGUGAUAUAAUUAAAAUAUUUUUGAUAAAUGUUAUGCUAUUAUAUCCUGUUUUUUUAAGUUUUUUUUUUUUUUACACAUUUUGAAGUUAAGGUUUAGUUGCAUGAUUAAUUUUACUUAUUAAAACUAACAUUUCAGUGAAAUUCAAUUCAAAAUGAAAGAAUAUUAAUGAAUUUUCUUUCUUUUGCAGCGUUUUGGUGAAGUGUUCGUGAUUGUUCUGGCUGGAAAAUUAGGAUCCUCCUUCAGUCCACCAGUCCAGGCUGCUAUUGAGAAAUUCUUUGCAGUUGUUGUGGAUGGUCUGAGCCACGAAUAUCACAACUAA
Molecule: messenger RNA, 2144 nt
Organism: Pelobates cultripes (western spadefoot toad)
Lineage: Eukaryota; Metazoa; Chordata; Amphibia; Anura; Pelobatidae
Source: the annotation of a GenBank genome assembly